GUUGUACGUCAGACCCUAGUAAUCGAGCGCGAGCUUGUGUUGAUGUCCUCCGCUGCGGUUCCGUCCAGCUAAACUCACCAAACUUCAGGCGUCGAGAUGUUUCUGUCAGCUGCGGUUCGGUCUGCUGUCUCGCAGGCGGCCAGGCAGGUCAGGAGUCUCCAUAAAUCUGCUGCACGUGCCGGAGCCGGUGGCAUCUUUGUGCACAGAGAUACGCCUGACAACAACCCUGACACUCCUUUUGAGUUCACAGAGGAGAACAAGAAGAGGAUCGAGGCCAUCAUUUCAAUGUACCCCGAAGGACACAAGCAGGCCGCCACCAUCCCAGUCUUGGAUUUGGCCCAGAGGCAGAACGGAUGGCUCCCCAUCUCCGCCAUGAACAAGGUUGCUGAGGUGCUGGAUGUCGCUCCAAUGAGAGUGUAUGAAGUAGCAACCUUCUACACCAUGUUUCUGCGUCAGCCUGUGGGAAAGUACUUCAUUCAGAUCUGCACAACUACACCCUGCAUGCUCUGCAACUCGGACAGCAUCCUGGAGGCUAUCCAGAACAAACUGGGUAUAAAGGUUGGAGAGACAACUCCCGACAAGAAGUUCACUCUAAUAGAAGUGGAAUGCCUGGGUGCCUGUGUGAAUGCUCCAAUGGUCCAGAUCAAUGACAACUAUUAUGAGGACCUCACACCUAAGGAUAUUGAAGAUAUAAUUGAUGAACUCAAAGCAGACAGAGUCCCAGCACCAGGACCCAGGAGCAGCCGUUUCUCUUGUGAGCCUGCAGGUGGUUUGACUUCCCUGAUAGAGCCACCUAAAGGACCAGGAUUUGGUGUAAGAUCGGACCUGUAGACUUUUUUCGAGCCACUUAUCUGUCGGCCUUGAGAGAAAGUCGUCCCUGAAGCCGUUAUGUUUAAAAUGAAACAUAUUGUGUAAAUAAAAUGUUCCUGUACCUGUU
Molecule: messenger RNA, 937 nt
Organism: Cololabis saira (Pacific saury)
Lineage: Eukaryota; Metazoa; Chordata; Actinopteri; Beloniformes; Belonidae
Gene: ndufv2
Product: NADH:ubiquinone oxidoreductase core subunit V2
Exons: 8
Coding region: 97-831 (244 amino acids)
Biological process (GO): mitochondrial electron transport, NADH to ubiquinone
Molecular function (GO): NADH dehydrogenase activity
Source: RefSeq, a predicted model, not a curated record